AGAUAUGCUCUUAUUCAUUAAAAAUGAUCAUAACUACUACAUGAAUCGUCCAGAAAAUAUGAUUCUUCAAUAUUAUGCCAGACAAGGAAGCAAAAUUAUACUUUAUUAUGUCUGUAAGUGCGUUAGAUUUCAAAAUGAAAGAAAUUCUUUCAUCGUUCUUUAAGAGUAUUUCCAUUCUAGCGUACGUUUAUAUAACAAUCACAGCUUUUGUACUGAUACCAACGGUAUCAUUGAUAAAUGAAAUCAUCAAUCAUUCUGAAGAGAGAAGCUUACCAAUCGAAAUCGAUUAUGGCAUAGACAUACAAGAAUAUUUCUAUUACCUAUUUAUACCUUUGUACAUAUCAAUGUUUCUAGUUCCUCAUGUAAUCGCAUCUUGCGAUAGCACGUACUUGCUAUACGCCCACCAUGCCAGUGCUUUGUUUGCAAUAGUCAGUUAUGAAUUGAAAACUGUUCACAUUUUCGAUACAAGUAGCUUAAUAAACUUAAAGGAUUAUGACUUACUCGAAAAGUAUAAAGACGUCGAAUUAUCAUCAGACGAACAGAAGAAAAUUUUUAAAAAAUUAUUGCUUUGCAUAAGAAGACAUCAAAAUGCAAUAAGAUACUCAAACCUCGUUGAAUCAUUUUUCACUAAAUCCAUAUUAGCUCAGAUGUUUUGUAACGUCGUCAGUCUUAGCAUUGGUGGAGUUGAAACGGUCUUGAAUUUAGACAAUACAAGGAACGCGAUGCGAUUUGGAGCACUUGCAUUGGCACAAGCUAUACACAUAUUCAUCCUUUGCUUUCCAGGGCAAACACUAUUAAAUCACAGUGAAGAAGUGUACGCCGCGGCAUGCGAGGUAGUGUGGUAUAUAUUUCCUAAAAGGUGCCAUAAUUUAUAUAUAUUUUUACUCACAAGGACUAUGGUAUUUAGCAAAAUAACAGCUUUCAAACUUUCGGUCAUGUCAAUGGAAACAUUUCUCUCGAUUAUUCAAACCGCAAUGAGUUAUUUCACUGUGCUAUUGUCAACUACAUGA
Molecule: messenger RNA, 1010 nt
Organism: Bombus pascuorum
Lineage: Eukaryota; Metazoa; Arthropoda; Insecta; Hymenoptera; Apidae
Product: odorant receptor 13a-like
Exons: 6
Coding region: 75-1010 (311 amino acids)
Biological process (GO): sensory perception of smell; detection of chemical stimulus involved in sensory perception of smell
Cellular component (GO): plasma membrane
Molecular function (GO): odorant binding; olfactory receptor activity
Source: RefSeq, a predicted model, not a curated record